Molecule: messenger RNA, 2618 nt
Organism: Emys orbicularis (European pond turtle)
Lineage: Eukaryota; Metazoa; Chordata; Testudines; Emydidae
Gene: ALG10
Product: ALG10 alpha-1,2-glucosyltransferase
Exons: 3
Coding region: 140-1558 (472 amino acids)
Biological process (GO): dolichol-linked oligosaccharide biosynthetic process; protein N-linked glycosylation
Cellular component (GO): endoplasmic reticulum
Molecular function (GO): dolichyl pyrophosphate Glc2Man9GlcNAc2 alpha-1,2-glucosyltransferase activity
Source: RefSeq, a predicted model, not a curated record
UCCCCGCGCGUCUGUCCGUCCGACCCGCUUCCUCCUCCGCGUGCUGCGGGCAAUCCCUUCCCUUCCUUCCCCGGAAACCCAGGCUCGCCCCCCGCCCCGAGCUCCAGCUCGGCAGGCUCCGUUCCGGCCGGCCCGCGCCAUGGAGCGCUCCGAGGCCUAUGGCUUCUCCGCCGCCAUCAGCGGCGCCUUCCUGCUCUCGUGCCUGCUCUUCUCGGCGCUGAACCGCGAGCAGCGCGCGCCCUACAUGGACGAGGCCUUCCACAUCCCGCAGGCGCAGGCCUACUGCGAGGGCCUCUUCCAGCAGUGGGACCCCAUGAUCACUACAUUGCCUGGCUUAUACUUGAUGUCUGUUGGAAUAGUGAAACCUGCAGUUUGGCUCUUUGGAUGGUCUGGAAGUGUAGUGUGCUCUACGGGAAUGCUCCGAUUUAUUAACCUCCUUUUCAGUGUUGGGAACUUCUACUUACUGUAUUUGCUUUUGUGCAAGAUACAUCAUAAAAACAAGACUGUGUCUGGUUUCCAGAGAAUCUUAUCUACGUUAACCCUUGCAAUGUUUCCUACCCUCUAUUUUUUUACAUUCCUUUAUUAUACAGACACAGGAUCAGUGUUUUUUACUCUGUUUGCAUAUUUAAUGUGCCUUUAUGGUAACCAUAAAACUUCAGCCCUACUUGGGUUUUGUGGCUUUAUGUUUCGUCAAACAAAUAUUAUAUGGACUAUUUUCUGUGGGGGAAGUGUGGUUGCACAAAAGCUAAGUGAAGCCUGGAAGACAGAAUUACAGAAGAAAAAAGAAGAAAGGAUUUCAGCCAUGAAGGGAUCAUUUUCAGAAUUAAUCAAAGUAUUACAAUUUCUUACUGAGUACAUCAUGUCAUUUAAAAACCUAGUAACUCUUAUUGUUCUGACCUGGCCGUACAUCUUCUUAGUAAUUGUGUUCUUUGCUUUUGUGGUAAUCAAUGGUGGAAUAGUUGUUGGUGACAGGAGUAGCCAUGAAGCCUGUUUCCACAUCCCUCAGCUGUUCUACUUUUUUUCCUUUACUCUCUUUUUUUCCUUUCCUCAUCUAAUGACACUUAAUAAAAUUGAAAAUUUCCUUCAAUCAGUACGGAAGCACUUGAUUCAAUAUAGCAUACUCAUUGCCAUCUCUUUAUUCCUGGUCUGGAAAUUUACAUAUGUUCAUAAAUACUUGAUUGGAGAUAACAGACAUUACACAUUUUAUGUAUGGAGAAAAGUCUUCCAAAGACAUGACCUUGUGAAAUACAUAUUUGUUCCAGCCUAUAUAUUUGCUGGCUGGAGUUUGGCUGACUCUCUGAAAUCAAAAUCUAUUUUCUGGAACUUAAUAUAUUUUGUAUGUGUAUUUGCUGUCACAGUUCCUCAAAAGCUACUGGAAUUUCGUUACUUCAUUUUGCCAUUUUUAAUAUAUAGGCUCAAUAUUCCAGUUCCACCUCUUUCCAGGCUUCUUCUUGAGCUGACUUUAUAUGUUGUUGUGAAUGCAGUAACCUUUCAUCUAUUUCUGAACAAAACAUUUCAGUGGCCAAAUAGUGAAGAAAUCCAGAGGUUUAUGUGGUGAUUUUGUACUCUUUAAGAAGACUCAAUUCUGUGCCUUUUCUGCAAUGAAUAAGUGACUACAGGCCCUAAAAUUAAGUAAAGUGUAUUGCUAUGUGUAACUUUUCUGUGGACAGCAUAGGGCAGGGAUUGGCAACCUUUGGCCCGUGGCCCGUCAGGGAAACCUGCUGGCGGGCCGGGACAGUUUGUUUAUCGGCAGCGUCCGCAGGUUCGGCCGAUCGCAGCUCCCACUGGCCGCGGUUCGCUGUUCCAAGCCAAUGGGGGCUGUGGGAAGUGGCGUGGGCCGAGGGAUGUGCUGGCUACGUGCCAAAGGUUGUCGAUCCCUGGUGUAGGUACUGAAGUGAGUUGGAUGUUUAUAUUCCUGGAAAUGAAUAUGAGAUCUGAUUUACUCUUUCUACAUGAUAGGGUAUUACACCAAAUUUAUAAGGCUAUAGGGUCCUGGAUUUAAUAAAUAUGGCAUCAGGGAAAAUUCAGAAGUGUUUCCAAACAUUCUGCAAUUAAUGUGAAAUGAGGGAGAUGUUUACAGUCAUAAUUCAUAAUAAUAAUGUUGUUCUAUGGUAAAUACUUAUAAAACUGUGUUUCCUCUAGUGGGGGCUCUGGAAAAAGAUUUAUCUGCUAUUAGACACCAAGGAAAAAAGUAACUGAUACUUGGAAAUGUUGGAGUAAACGUUAAAUUCUUGGUUGGAGACCAGCACAAAUAAAACUUUUAAAAAAAUUGCAAAUUAAUUGGUAAGCAUUCUGAUUUCAGGUUGUAGGGUUUUUUCCAAAGUAUUUCAGCAGUUAAAUAUUUAUCUAAGUUAUGACCGGUUUUCAUAAACAGUAAAAAUCUGCAGCGUAGGUCAUUUCCAUCCAUAUCUGUUAGAGAUCAGGGGUUAAAUCCAGGGAAACCAGGAUUUCACCCCAGAUUCUUCAGGGGUAAAAUUUUUAAAGUUCCUACUUCCCAAUUACUUUCACUGAGAUUUAGGCUGCUAAGUGCCUAAGUCACUCUUGAAAAUGUGACCUAGGCUCCUAAGUCACUUAGGUGUUUUGAACAUUUUACCCCAGAUCAAUAUUUAUAAACUCAU